This is a messenger RNA of Carica papaya (papaya), 3368 nucleotides long. The record is from RefSeq and is a predicted model, not a curated record. Lineage: Eukaryota; Viridiplantae; Streptophyta; Magnoliopsida; Brassicales; Caricaceae.
UAGAGAGAGAAAGUUUGUUUUACACAGAGAGAAAGAGAGAGAGAGAGAGGCAGCUCGGGAGGGAGAGAGAGAGGGAAACAAUUCUUCUUCUCUUUCGUUUCUAGAAAGAGAAAACUUGUUCUACGUAGAGAGAAAGCUUCGGUUAGCUCUCUAUCUCGUCAUCUGAAAUUGAUCGGUUCUUUGUUUCAGUUACAAGAUCUAGUUAUAUAUUUGGUGGUUUUCUGCAUUUGGGAUCGAAGACGGGGUAGAACGAUGUCGUCUCUCAGUAGAGAGCUGGUGUUCUUGAUCUUACAGUUUCUUGAUGAAGAAAAGUUCAAAGAAACUGUUCACAAGCUCGAACAGGAAUCAGGGUUUUUCUUCAAUAUGAAAUAUUUUGAGGAUGAAGUGCAUAAUGGCAAUUGGGACGAGGUUGAAAGGUACCUCUCCGGUUUCACAAAAGUGGACGACAAUCGUUAUUCAAUGAAAAUCUUUUUUGAGAUUAGGAAGCAAAAGUAUCUUGAGGCAUUGGAUAAGCAUGAUCGAUCGAAAGCUGUAGAAAUACUAGUAAAGGAUUUAAAGGUAUUUGCCACAUUUAACGAGGAGCUUUUCAAGGAAAUCACUCAGCUUUUGACGUUGGAGAAUUUUAGGGAGAAUGAACAGUUGUCAAAAUAUGGAGAUACUAAAUCCGCAAGAGCAAUAAUGUUGGUUGAGCUCAAGAAACUUAUUGAAGCGAAUCCGUUAUUCCGUGAUAAAUUGCAAUUUCCUAAUCUUAAAAAUUCAAGGCUAAGGACUCUUAUCAACCAGAGCUUGAAUUGGCAGCAUCAAUUGUGUAAGAACCCACGCCCAAAUCCAGAUAUCAAAACUCUAUUUGUGGAUCAUUCAUGUGGGCAACCAAAUGGUGCAAGAGCACCAUCACCUGCAAACAAUCCACUGCUUGGAUCAUUGCCAAAAGCUGGGGGUUUCCCUCCUUUAGGUGCCCAUGGGCCAUUCCAACCUACUCCUGCACCAGUUCCAACACCCCUUGCGGGUUGGAUGUCUAAUCCUUCCACUGUUACUCACCCAGCAGUUUCUGGAGGGGGAGCUAUUGCUCUUGGUGCACCAUCAAUUCCAGCUGCUUUGAAACAUCCAAGGACUCCACCUACAAAUCCUUCUGUAGAUUAUCCAUCUGGCGACUCAGAUCAUGUUGCAAAAAGAACCAGGCCCAUGGGGAUUUCAGAUGAGGUAAAUCUGCCUGUUAAUGUGUUGCCAGUGACAUUUCCAGGCCAUAGCCACAGUCAGGCAUUUAAUGCACCUGAUGACUUGCCAAAAACUGUAGUUCGCAUUUUGAACCAGGGUUCAUCUCCUAUGAGCAUGGAUUUUCAUCCUCUUCAACAGACUUUACUCCUAGUUGGCACCAAUGUUGGGGAUAUAGCCUUGUGGGAAGUUGGUUCUAGGGAACGCCUGGUUCUAAAGAACUUCAAAGUUUGGGAUCUUAGUGCAUGUUCAAUGCCUCUGCAGGCUUCUCUGGUAAAAGAUCCUGGUGUAUUUGUCAACCGCGUAAUUUGGAGCCCUGAUGGUUCCUUGUUUGGAGUUGCAUACUCAAGACACAUAGUUCAAAUUUAUUCUUAUCAUAGGGGUGAUGAUGUGCGGCAGCACCUAGAGAUUGAUGCUCAUGUGGGAGGAGUAAAUGAUCUAGCAUUCUCAACUCCAAACAAGCAACUUUGCGUGAUAACUUGUGGUGAUGACAAGACCAUCAAGGUGUGGGAUGCUGCUACUGGUGCGAGACAGUAUACAUUUGAAGGUCAUGAAGCUCCAGUCUAUUCUGUCUGCCCUCACUACAAGGAAAACAUUCAGAUUUUCAGCAGCUGCUGCUGCAGCUGCAGCUGCAGCUGUGCUACUAGUGCUGGACUAGCAGAUAGAGCUGCUUCUGUGGUAUCUAUCCCUGGAAUGAAUGGAGAUGCUCGAAGUUUGGGAGAUGUGAAACCUAGAAUCACUGAGGAGUCCAAUGAUAAAUCGAAAAUUUGGAAGCUCACAGAAAUCAAUGAACCAUCUCAAUGUCGGUCCUUAAGGCUUCCUGAAAAUUUGAGAGUGACCAAGAUAUCAAGGUUAAUUUUCACAAAUUCCGGUAAUGCCAUAUUGGCUCUGGCAUCAAAUGCUAUUCAUCUAUUAUGGAAAUGGCAACGGAGUGAACGAAAUGCAACUGGCAAGGCGACAGCCAACGUGUCACCUCAACUUUGGCAACCAUCUAGUGGUAUUCUGAUGACUAAUGAUGUUACGGACACAAAUCCUGAAGAGGCUGUGCCCUGCUUUGCUUUGUCCAAAAAUGAUUCAUAUGUUAUGUCAGCAUCUGGUGGAAAGAUUUCUUUAUUUAAUAUGAUGACUUUUAAGACAAUGGCCACCUUUAUGCCACCACCACCAGCAGCAACAUUUCUUGCAUUUCAUCCUCAAGAUAACAAUAUUAUUGCUAUUGGCAUGGAUGACUCCACAAUACAGAUAUAUAAUGUCCGUGUAGAUGAGGUUAAAAGCAAGCUCAAAGGACAUUCUAAAAGAAUAACUGGCCUUGCUUUCUCUCAUGCACAGAAUGUGCUAGUUUCAUCAGGGGCCGAUGCUCAGCUCUGUGUAUGGAAUACGGAUGGAUGGGAGAAACAAAAAACUAGAUCCUUGCAGCUUCCAUCUGGGAGGACAACAACUACACAGUCAGAUACACGUGUGCAAUUUCAUCAAGACCAGAUUCACUUCCUCGUCGUACACGAGACUCAACUUGCCAUAUACGAAACUACAAAGCUAGAAUGCCUAAAGCAGUGGGGUCCACGUGAAUCAUCUGCUCCAAUUACUCAUGCAACAUUCUCAUGUGAUAGCCAGCUGGUUUAUGCCAGCUUUAUGGAUGCAACUGUCUCUGUUUUCAGUGCUCUAAACCUCCGACUGCGUUGUACUAUCAACCCUUCUGCUUAUCUGCCUGCUAGUGUCAGUAAUUCUACCGUUCACCCUCUUGUGAUUGCUGCACAUCCACAAGAACCGAAUCAGUUUGCGUUGGGGCUCUCAGACGGUGGAGUUCAUGUCUUUGAGCCCCUUGAAUCUGAAGGCAAAUGGGGUGUUCCUCCACCUGCUGAGAAUGGAUCAACAAGCAGCGUGCCUGCUACACCUCCAGUUGGAGCUUCAGGCUCAGAUCAAGCCCAGAGAUAAUGAAGUGGUUGCCAGAAUACAAGUUCUUUUACAUGCUUGCUGGCCCAUUCCUAAUUUAGUUGAGGUUGAUAUGUAAUUUACUUGAAGAACAAGCUGCAAAGAUGUAGAUUUGACAUGUUGGAUCUGAUACUAUGUAAGGUAAAUGCCGUAGGGACAUCGACAGUAAAAUAUUUCUUUCUUGUUUCUCCCUUUAGAAAGAAAUUAUAAAGGAAAAUUUUUAUGUUUUC